This is a messenger RNA of Limanda limanda (common dab), 3015 nucleotides long. It is a transcript of the gene ephb6, whose product is annotated as eph receptor B6. NCBI's taxonomy places the organism in Eukaryota, Metazoa, Chordata, Actinopteri, Pleuronectiformes, Pleuronectidae. Gene Ontology annotation, biological process: cell surface receptor protein tyrosine kinase signaling pathway; central nervous system projection neuron axonogenesis; axon guidance. Gene Ontology annotation, molecular function: ATP binding; transmembrane-ephrin receptor activity; protein binding. The record is from RefSeq and is a predicted model, not a curated record. Gene Ontology annotation, cellular component: neuron projection; plasma membrane. The coding region runs from base 1 to 3015 and encodes 1004 amino acids. The transcript is spliced from 19 exons.
AUGUGGAGGGUCUUUCUGUGUCUCUGUCUGAUUUUCCGGCCUCAUUCAGCAGAGGAAGUGAUGCUGCUGGACACAACAGAGUCUACCUCAGAGCUGGGUUGGACCACCUAUCCAGACACGGGGUGGGACGAGGUCAGUGUCCUGGACGACCGGGGGAAGCUCAUACGGACCUUUGAGGUCUGUAAUGUCAACCAAAACCCCCGUCAGCAGGACAACUGGCUGGCUACACCUUUCCUGUUCCGCCACUCGGCUCCACGGGUGUUUGUCACAUUGCGUUUCUCGGUGCGUGACUGCGCCAGCCUGCGAUCACCAUCACCCACCUGCCGAGAGACGCUCACCCUGUACUUCAAACAGGCCGACUCCCAGAGGGAGCUGGAGAGGACCUGGGCGGCUGAGCCGUCCAGCAAGGAGAAGGACACCAGGGAGGGUUGGGUGAAAAUCGACACCAUUGCAGCAGAUAAGAGUUUCUCCAAGGUGGAGCCCAGUUCCCCUCACCAGUACCAGCCGAACAGAUACAGUCGAAUCAACAUCAAGACACGCAGCUUUGCCCCUCUCACACGCAACGGAUUUGUCCUGGCUAUUGUUGACAGUGGAGCUUGUGUUUCCCUCAUGGGUGUCUCCGUCUUCUACCGGCGCUGUCCAGCCACCAGCCUCUUCUUGGCCUCUUACCCAGCGACUCCCUCGGGGGCAGAGCCCACGGCCUUAGUGCCCGUGAGCGGGACAUGUGUCCCCAACAGUAAAGCACAGGGAGGUACGCCCCCCCGCAUGCACUGCAAUGCUGAGGGAGAAUGGAUGGUACCUGUUGGAGGGUGUGUCUGUGACGGAGGCUUCGAGCCCAACCUCAAUGGAUCCGCCUGCUUGGCGUGUCCUGUGGGCUACUUCAAGUCCGUCUCAGGCUCGGCUCCCUGCUCCGUGUGUCCCUCCAACAGCAGAACCAGUCAGACAGGAUCCAGUAUGUGUGAAUGUCGCAGCGGCUUCUACCGGGGAGCUAAUGAUGCCAACUCUUCUGCCUGCACAACUCCUCCAUCUGCUCCCAACUCCAUGUCCUGGGAGUAUGAGAGCGAUGACGGCGGGGUGUCCAUCCGGUGGCGCCCGCCCUCGGACAUGGGGGGCCGCAGUGAGGUGUGGUACGGGGUGGUUUGCCGCAUCUGCCCCUCACCCACCUUCAGCAACCCGGCGACGUGCUCCUGGUGUGGUGAAGGCGUCACGUUCAGUCCCUCCCAGACCAACCUGAAACAAACCAAGGUCACCCUCAACAACCUGCUGACCAGAGUCACAUAUCUCAUGCAGGUGCAAGCCCUGAAUGAGGUGUCGGCUUUGAGUCCGUUUUCUGCUCGAUACGCCAGCAUCAACUUCACCACCAGCCAGUCAGUUCCCAGUAUAGUUCCCAUGAUGCACCAGCUGAGCCGAGCCCCAGAAUCCAUCACUCUAUCGUGGCCUCAGCCGGACCGACCCAACGGAGACAUCCUGGAGUACCAGCUCAGAUACUACGACAAGGGCUCAGAUGUGAACAGUGCGAUGACCGUGUACAGCGAGACCAACACCGUGACCAUCAACCCUCUGAUUCCCGGCUCCAUCUACGGCUUCCAGAUCAGAGCCCGCAAUGAGCGAGGUUACGGCCCCUACAGCAACACCAUCUACUUCACCACGCUGCCUCUGGAGGAACAUUCCCAGCAGAUCCAGAAUCGACUUCCUCUGCUGGUCGGCUCGGUGAUGGGCGGGGCAGCGUUUCUGCUGGUCGUGGCGGCGAUUGUGGUCGUGCUGGUGUUUCGCAGUAAGAGGAGGGAGAGCCCGUACAGCGACAGGCUCCAGAGAUACAUCAGUAACAAAGGUGGAGUGAAGUACUAUGUGGACCCAUCCACCUAUGAAGACCCCAGUGAGGCCGUCAAAGAGUUUGCCCGUGAGAUAGAUCCCACUCACCUGAAGAUCGAGGAGGUGAUUGGUUCAGCUCAGUUCGGCGAAGUUUCCCGAGGUCGUUACCGUCCGAUGGGUCGCAGGGAGGUGCUGGUGGCCGUGAAGACUCUUCGCUGGGGGGCGUCUGACAGGGAGAGGGGGAUGUUCCUCAGUGAAGCGGGGGUCAUGGGCCAGUUUGACCACCCCAACGUGCUGAAGCUGGAGGGCGUGGUCACCCAUAGCCCUCCAGAGAGGAUCAUCACUGAGUUUAUGGAGAACGGGCCGCUGGACUCAUUCCUCAGGGAGAACGAGGGCCAGUUCAGCAUCCUGCAGCUCAUUGGGAUGCUGAGGGGAGUCGGUGCAGGGAUGCGUUACCUGGCUGAGAGAAACUUUGUCCACCGGGACCUGGCAGCCAGGAAUGUGCUGGUCAACUCCAACCUGGUGUGCAAAGUGUCGGACUUUGGCCUGUCACGACUCAUGAGGGGCAUGGACCACAACAUACCCACGUACACUGCCUCGCUGGGCAGUAAGAUUCCCGUGAGGUGGACAGCACCGGAGGCGUUUCAGCAUCGCAAGUUCAGCUCAGCCAGUGACGUCUGGAGCUUCGGCAUACUGAUGUGGGAAGUGAUGUCAUACGGAGAGCGCCCGUACUGGGACAUGAGCAAUCAAGAAGUGAUGAAGGCAGUGGCAGACCAGUAUCGUCUUCCCGCCCCCCCCAACUGCCCGCCCGCCCUCCACUCUCUGAUGCUUCAGUGCUGGCAGGCCGAGCGGGCGGACCGCCUCGGCUUCGACUCCCUCCUGUCCUCCCUGGAUCGGCUCAUCAGGCACCCGGCCGCCCUCAAGACGGAGCCGACCCGAAGCUGUUCUCAGACGCUGCUCAGCCCGACCCCCACAGACCUAUCAGCAGUGGCGACAGUCAGCGAUUGGCUGAAGGCGUUAAGGAUGGAGAGAUAUCAGGACGAGUUCGACCGGGCUACACUGGACACUUUAGACAGAGUCAGCACACUCACCAUGGAUGACGUCCAGAACCUCGGGGUGAACCUGGUGGGACACCAGAGGAAGAUCGUCACGGCGGCCCAGCAGCUCAGAGCCCAUCUGACACAGGGACAGGUGGAGGUGUGA